Molecule: messenger RNA, 4041 nt
Organism: Linum trigynum
Lineage: Eukaryota; Viridiplantae; Streptophyta; Magnoliopsida; Malpighiales; Linaceae
Source: the annotation of a GenBank genome assembly
GGUUACAUGUCGUAAAAUUAUGUAUUAAUUAACUUCUCUACUCUUAAUAACAAAUAUUGUAAAUUAGCUGACCAAGCCACAACCAAAUCGACCCAAACACUAAUGAAAUCUAAUCUCACAAAAACUAUUCUAUUUCACCACAAAAUGCAUCUUCUCGAUUUAGAUUGGUUUUUAACUUAUGAACUAUGAAUCUCUCACGUGCUUUGUCAAUAUGUGAUUCGCCUAAUGUGUUACAUACACCCCCUUUGGAACUCAACGUCCUCGUUGAGGUUUGCGCUACCAUCGUUUAAGAGGGACGCAAAGAGGUUCUGAUACCACUUGUAACAUCUUGUACCUUUUGCCGACAAGAUAUUGUCGGCUUGGGUUUAGACCCUCGCGAAUUUUGUCUCUGGGUGCAUAUCAAGGUGACUUCCAAUAAGGUCACCCAUCUUUGUAGUGCUACACAAUGAGCACGUUUAACUUCGGAGUUCUCAUAAUAACUAUUAUAUUUCACCCCAAAACACGUCUUGUUAGUUAAGAUCGGUCUCUUACUUAAGAACUAUGGAUCUCUCUCGUGUUUUGUCGAUGUAGAAUUCGCCUAAAAUUUUGCAUAUGGUACCUACAUUGAGGAUUUUGGAAAGGUUUGUUAAGACAGGUCAAAUUCGACCUAAUUGACCCAUGUUCACCUCUAUAUUGUAUAUUUUUCGGUGCUUCUUAUCAAGGUUAGACAACGAUUCAAUCCAUAUCGGAAAGAAAAAAAAUAUUCCAGUUGAGAAUAAAAAUGGAAUCAUAUUAUAUUGACUUUAUUUUUAUUUAUAUAAAUAAUAAAAAUGUACAUUAACAUGUAUAUAGCAUUAAUUUGAUUCUUCACUCAUAUUAAGAGUUUAAAAUAAUCCUAUGUGAUUCAAUUGAUCUGAUAUAUACAUGAAUAUGAUGAUUAGUUAACAGGAGAGGCUUAAAUAAAAAUUGGAUUAAAAAUUGAUAAAGAGGCAAAAUUUUGAGAUAGAGUUUCACCUAUGUGAUUAUUAUUAUUUUUUCCCCAAAACUACCCAAAACAAUUAUAAGCAUCAGUUUAAAUGAUACCAAUGAAGGGUGGAGAUGUGGAUUGAAAUGUUGACAACCCUUUAUAUCUCCUUUUUAAGAAGAAACAAAAAGAUGACCAAAUAACGUGAUGAUAAUUGAUGGAUAAAAACCGGUCAAAUGUAUGAGUCAUUGGAGUUUUAAAGCCAUUAAAUUAUGACCUACAAAUGUAGUAAUGAAACGAACCUUUUGUCUUUUUUACUUUGUUUCAUUUUUUAUGUUCAAUUUUAUCAAUUUGGUGGUGACAGAUAUGUAGUGGCUAAGUUAUUUGUUUUUAUUAAUUUUUAUUGUAUAUAUUCUAUCUGCAUUUUUAUUUGUUAAAGAUAACGAGACCAAUUUCCUUUUGUCGCUUCUAUCAUGAUAUUUCUAACUCAUUUGUCAUUGAUCUCAUAGCUCUUCAUGAUGCUCCCCCCUUAGUAUUUGCGUCAUCCAUUUUCUUUGUUUUUGUGGUGAUGUGCAGGUGGUCAGUUAGAUGAUCACGCGUUGGAAACUAUCUUGCAAAACUGUAAGCAUAACAAAAUUGUACAUAUAUAUCGUGACAAAUCAAGUUCUCUCAUCGUGAGAUCGACUUCUAGUCAAAUGCCAUCUAGCCGAACGAUGUCUUUUCCUUAUUUAUAUUUCGUAACUCAACGUAUAAAGGUUUUGUAUAUUUAUCAUAUCUGACUGCUUUCCCUCUAGAAUAUCUUUGGAGGAAAAAAAGUGACACACAAAGCCGUUAUGGAAUUCAUGGGACCUUUCCCGUGCACUAUUGACUCCCUGAUACGAGGAUGGCCGCCAAUCAAGCUUUCACCGUGGAAUGACUGGUUCAACAACAGAUUUAUUCAUGCCUUUUGCUGUGAAAUUUGGAAAGAGAGGAACGCCAGAACGUUUAAGGACGAAGCCAUGACGUGGAGAGCAGUCGUUCGAAAGAUCGGGAAUAACCUCCUGAAGUGGAGUUCCGCCCAUGGUGCUGUGAGUUCCCAUGAUGGUCUCAUUUGGCUUCACUCGAUUUAUCAUGCCUGCCAUUUGAUUCAGCCGCUGGAAGAGAGCUGAGAUAAAGAGAGCUGUGCUUUUUUGUCUUUCCCAGCUCCUCUGUUUACGCCUGCUUCGUUCUUUAGCAACCUUCUUUCUUCUCUAUUUUAGUUGGUUUUGUUGUUUUUCUGCUUCUUCCUGCCCAUGUCUUGAUCGCUUCUUGUGAUCUGAAUGGUGCUUUCUUGCUUCUUGUACUCUUCUCUUUUAGUUUGAUUCUAAUAUAUUCACCCUUAUAAAAAAAAAGAGCUAAGCUUAACAAAGUCCAUUCUCUUCACUAGUUGGUAAUUGAGAAAAGUUGUCGUCCAUCAGACAGUGGGAAAUUAGGUCUGGAUGAUUACAGUGUAACAACCGGAAAAUGUGCGGGUCCCGAGUAAUUAAGCCUUGAUUGGUCAAUCCUUAACUAACUAGUUUAGCUUAAUUGGUCAUCAACGUAACUUGUAUUUUAGUCUUAAAUUAUCCUUUAGUAAUUAAUUAAUUAGAUAUUGGCUCUCAAAAGUUAGUUAAGAUCGAUGAAUUCAUCGUAUCAAUGCUCUGAUUGGGUGUGAACAGAACAAGAAAGUCAUACUGAGGGGAGACUGGGAAGUCAAUGCCCUGCCCCCAUCUUUAUAAUGGCUUCCAAGUUGUUUAUGUGACUUAGUAGUCAAAAUCUGUGCAAAAGGGAAGAAAACACGAGGGAAAAUGUUGCAAAACAAGGAGUUAAUGCGUUCGGUCAGGAGCCUAACAUUUAUUUUUGGGCGGUUCGGUAGUGGAAUAAUGCAUGUCUUUACAGUUGUUCUUUUAGGUACAAAAGAAGUUCUUGUUUAAGAUUUUGUUUUCGACGAGAUCGUAUCUUAGUAUUGUUUGGCUUUCACAAGCUAGAUGGUCCUUGUUGUCUUCCAACCGUUAAGUAGACAAAAAUUUCUACUGAAUAUAAACAGGGUCGUCCAUUAGCAUGUGUCGGCCUGCACUACAACACAGUGUCUCUAUUAUUAUAUUACAGGGAAAAAAUUACGUGAGAGGUUAGAGGCCACGAGUUUCCGAGAAUUUUACAAUUUAAUCAAUAUAACGUGUAGCCAGUGGCGGAUACAUGGCUCUUUGAGGGUGUUCCGGGAUACUCCUAAAUUUUGAGAGCACGAUUAUUCAACCCUGUUAGUAUUUUGCAUAUUGGUGUAAAAAUAUAUUUAAGUGAUAGUGGGACACUCUUAAAAUUUGGGAAAAUGAUUAUCCAACCCCCAGCAGUAGUUUGCGUAUGUGUAAAUAAAAACGUUUAAGUGGUAGCUUAUAUGAUUUGAACUUGGGUCGCUGCUUUUAAAUCCAAAUAUACUAGUAAAAAACUAUUCCUAAUUCACAAUUACUUUAAAAGCUAACGAUUAAACUCAAUUACUGACUCUCCUUGUUUGGUAGGAUAUAUCGAGAGAGAUUUGUAGAGCAUUAUUAGACACAAAUUUUACAAUUUUUUCAGAAUACGAAACACAUCAUUGUGCUUUGUUGUAUUUUGUACAAGUUAGAUAUUUUCUAUUUAAUAAUUAAUUUAAUUAAAUUUUUAGAUGAGGACACCCCCUAUCUAAAAUUUAUGGAUCCGCUACCGCAUGUAACAUAUAGAUAAAAUAUCAGUUUGCCUUUAUCUAUUGGUAAACAUGUUAGAUAAUUAAUAUGCAUAUUCGGUCAUGGUUUCAUCAAUCCUCACUUAUUUGUUUUUCCAUUUUUUACACAUCUAUUUAUUUAACUAAGCUUGACUAACAUGUACGUUCAGUCCACCACUUUAAUAUUUUGAUAUUUUCUAAUUCUUAAAUUUCAAGUUUGUCCCUUUAACUCACAUUAUAUGAAUGCUCAUUUAUUUAAUUUAACUUUACUGAAAUAUUAGUUUAGUCUCUCAACUUUGAUAUUUUGAUCGUUUUUGUUUUUGAACAUCAAGUGUCUCAAUUUAGCUCCCAUUACAAUAAAAUUUAUAGUUUUUUUAGAACAGUUUGUGAAUGAAUAAUUGUAAAUUUA